Scophthalmus maximus (turbot) is the source of this 2211-nucleotide messenger RNA. It is a transcript of the gene agfg2, whose product is annotated as ArfGAP with FG repeats 2. The record is from RefSeq and is a predicted model, not a curated record. Gene Ontology annotation, molecular function: GTPase activator activity. Lineage: Eukaryota; Metazoa; Chordata; Actinopteri; Pleuronectiformes; Scophthalmidae. Bases 220 to 1701 code for a protein of 493 amino acids. The transcript is spliced from 14 exons.
CCUCUCCUCCGUGUUGAGCCAUGCACUGGGGUGAAGCCGCAUAAAACGCGCUUCCAUAAUGCGGGCGUGAGGUGCGGAGGGGUGAACGGAGGGGGAACCAGGAGGAGGACAGCGGUGUGUGUGUGUGUGUGUGACCGGCGUUACACCGAGCAGGGACAACAACAACAACAACAACAACAUCAACAACAACCAAAAAAGAAACGCAAAAAAAAAAAAAAAAUGUCGAACCGAAAGCACCGGGACAACCAGGAGAUCUGCGCCCGCAAGGUCCGGGAGCUGGCCCAGUCCGGAGUAAACAAACACUGCUUCGAGUGCGGCCAGCCCGGGGUGACUUACACGGACAUCACGGCGGGCAGCUUCGUGUGCACGUCGUGCUCCGGAAUGCUGAGAGGCCUCAACCCUCCCCACAGAGUCAAGUCAAUCUCCAUGACAACCUUCUCCCAACAGGAAGUGGAAUUCCUCCAGAACCAUGGCAACGAGAUUGGGAGGAGAACCUGGCUGUGUGUGUUUGACCCAAAGACGGACGGCUGCUCCGACAUGAAGGACUCCCAGAAGUUCAAAGAGUUCCUCCAGGACAAAUAUGAGAAGAAGAAAUGGCAUUUUUCCAAAAGUAAGAACCGGAGGGACGUUGAAGGUCCCUGGAGCCCGGGGGUCCAGGCCAUGCCCCCAUCCCAUGGUCCCUUGGCGAGCCAGGCCCCCAACCAUAACCUGCCCUCCAACGCCAGAUCCACCAGGCCCAUGUCUCAGGCCCAGCUGCCGUCGUGGGACCGAGUGCCCGCGAUCUCACCGGCCGACAUGCGGACGGACGUGUUCACCGCUCGGCCGUCGCGCUCCCAAAGCUUCAGAGACCCCCCUCUGAAAGACCCCACCCUGUGUGGGAUAGAGAGACAGAGGCCAGGCUCCCUGUCGUCAGCACUGGGGCCUCAGAGCCACGCCCCCUCCUUCCCCGCCCUGCCACGACCAUCAGCCAGUAGCUCGUUCAAAAACCACUUCACUUUAGGUCGUACAGUAUCGGCCUCGGGGGCCACGGGGCCCUUCAGGGCCUUCCCCAAGUCUCUCAGCGUGGACUUCGGAGGUCUGAGCCAUCCUCAGCCGCAGCCUCUGCCCCAGUCUCUGUCCCAGCAGCAGCAACACCCUGCCAGUGUCGGCCAGACGACACCGCCGGUCGGCCGCUCCAGCGGCCAGGACAGGUACGCUGCCGUGUCCCAUCUGGACAGCGUGUUCUCCGACCCGCCAACGACCGCAGCGCCACCUGGUGGUCCCCCGCAGUACAGCGCCAUCUUCGGCACUAGGCUUUCAUCCAGCUCUACUCCUGCCAGUUCCCCCGGUGUCGAUUCCGUCUCCGGCUCCCAAACAUUUGCAAAUUUCCCCAACCCAUUCAGUUCCAGCUCCAGCUCCGGCUCUGCUUCCCAGCAGCCAGUCGCCCUCUCCCCCAGUAACCCCUUCAGCAACGCCUCGGGAGGUGACUCCAGUGCGUUUGUCACCUCGCCCUCCUCCGUUUUCCCUCCGUCCGCCUCCUUCCCGACGCCCGCCACCCAGAAUGCAUUUCCUCACGAGUCGGCCAGCAACCAGGAAACCAAUGGUUUCGCCUCCUUUCCCGCGUCCGACUCUCAGCCCACAGUCACCCGGCCGAUGUCGGUGAACCCGUUUACUGGGAACGUUUACUCCAGUCGGGGGACGUCGCGAAAUCCUUUCAUCUGAUCCCCACCCGCCCGCCCGCCCGCUCCUUACUUCACCCACCCAUCCAUCACCGGGAACCGAGGGAGAAGUGAACUUGAGCGGUCGCUGCCAUUUCAAUGCCUCUGGAGUAUUUUCAUCCUCUGAGGGGAGGGUUUUGACACUCCUCCUCCUCCUCCUCCUCCCUGCUCCUUAUCUGCCCCCUCUCUCAGUCUGUGUUUACGUGUUUGUAGAGGAAAAAAGAAAAGAAAAAGUGUGAAUGUAAUUAUGAAAAAAAUUCAUGUAUGUAUGAGAGUGUUGGCUUGCUGUGCUUGUACCACAAGACAAAUGUCCCAAAAAAAAGAAGGUGUUUGUGUGUUAGUAGAUGCCACCUCAGGGCUCUGUGGGGAAACGACGCCUCUAUGAUUUUUGCAGAAACACACACUUACACUCACACACACAUGUAUGUAUGUAUGUAUGUAUAUAUAUAUAUAUAUAUAUACAUACAUAUGUGUGUGUAUAUGUGUAUAUAUAUAUGUAUAUGUCUAUAUAUAU